Molecule: messenger RNA, 1217 nt
Organism: Verruconis gallopava
Lineage: Eukaryota; Fungi; Ascomycota; Dothideomycetes; Venturiales; Sympoventuriaceae
Exons: 2
Coding region: 146-1045 (299 amino acids)
Biological process (GO): fatty acid beta-oxidation
Cellular component (GO): mitochondrion
Molecular function (GO): enoyl-CoA hydratase activity
Source: RefSeq, a predicted model, not a curated record
CGGAGAUUUCCACCGGCGCAAGCUCACUUUCCUCCCUCUAUUAGUUACUGCUCACCCGUUUGUUUGCAAGCAGUGUCGUGAGCUGUCACAUGAGGCGCCGAUUUGAUCUACGGUCCAGAAGUCAAUCUGUGUGGUACAAAGUAAAAUGUCCUUGAGUGCUCAGUCGCUACUUGCCGGAGUGAGCCGACUCGUCUCCCUGCACACUCGUCUCUGGAUUCGGCAACGUCCUGCUUGGUUUCACGCCCAUGUCCAGCGACAUUUCUCGACUCAGGUUGAGCGUACAGGGCUAACGUCUGGUGGCUUUGCUGCCCACUUGUUCUUUUACGGGAGCAAGAAGUAUCCUAUUCUGAAUCCUGUCGCCAUAGAAAGGCUCGUGGAUGAGCUGGGUAAACUGGACAGACAGCAUGAAGUCAGAGUCUUGUUUUUACGAAGCACCGUAGUUGGAGCCGACAUCGACCACAUGAAGAGCCUCAUCCACAGCGACGACGCCGUCGCGUUCAUACGUUCUGUAGACAAGCUGUGCUCUACCGUCCAGGACUUCCGCGUCCCCGUCAUCGCUGUCAUCGACGGGCCAUGUAUGGGAGCCGGUAUGGAGUUGGCAGCAAGCUGCGACAUGCGCAUCGCAGUAAGAGACGAGACGACUGUCUUUGCCAUGCCAGAGACCAAAAUCGGGAUCCCCUCCGUCGUCCAAGCCAGCCUGCUCCCCGGACUCAUCGGCUGGGGACGUGCUCGCCAACUGCUGUACUUUGGGGAGACCCUCGACGUGACGCAGGCACUGGACGUUGGCUUCCUCAACGAAGUCACGGUCCGUGCAGAUCUACCAGCAGUGCUGACAAAGUGGGAGACAUGGGUCGAUGAGGCGGAACCGAGGGCCGUCAUGGCGCAGAAGGCCUUGAUGAGGACUUGGGAACGAGAAGGCACCGACCGCGCUGGCAUCGAGGCAAGCAUCCGCGUCUUUGGAGAAGCCUUCAACUCAGGCAUUCCGCAGCAGCGCAUGGCCGACUACGCGAGGAAGCUGAAGGCGGCGAAGAAGCAGAAGCGAUAAUGCAAAAAUAGCCUCUAUCGCCGGCCAUGAAUUAGUCUAAACGUGUGAUCGGUCGAGCCAGGCGCUGAUUGACGCCCUGACGGCCAGCAGAUAUCAGUAUGUACAAAGUGUCAUUAUACAUCAAGAAGUCAUCAAAAAAACGAGGGUCAUCACCUUUGACCCCUGGAUCAUG